This is a messenger RNA of Clunio marinus, 1308 nucleotides long. The record is from the annotation of a GenBank genome assembly. NCBI's taxonomy places the organism in Eukaryota, Metazoa, Arthropoda, Insecta, Diptera, Chironomidae.
GUAAACAAGAAAUAAAAUUGAUUGGAUUACAAUAAAGUUCUACUUUUUAAAGAAACUCUAUGACGAUUAUUAAGAAAGUUGCACUAGGAUUGAGUGGAGGAGUUGACAGUGCUGUGUCAGCAUAUCUGCUUAAACAAAAAGGAUUUCAUGUGACAGGAAUUUUCAUGAAAAAUUGGGAUGAAACAGAUGAAAAAGGGUUCUGUUCAAGUGAUCAAGAAUAUGAAGAUGCUCUUCACAUUAGCACAAAAUUAGGAAUUCCAUUAAAACAAAUUAAUUACGUUAAAGAAUAUUGGAAUGAAGUCUUUUGUAAUUUCAUAAAAGACUACGAAGAAGGUCUUACACCAAAUCCCGACAUCUUAUGCAAUAAGCAAAUAAAAUUCAAUUUAUUCUUUAAGUAUGCAAUUCAUUCCUUAAAAUUUGAUGCAAUUGCGACUGGUCAUUAUGCUCAAUCAUCGUUUGGAUCAUUCCUAGAAUAUUUCAAAGAUAACACUGAUGCUAGGCUACUCCAAGCUAGUGACAGUUUCAAGGAUCAAACAUUUUUCUUAUCACAAAUUCCUCAAAAUGCGCUUAGACGUUGCAUGUUUCCAAUUGGAAGUUUAAAUAAACAUCAAGUGAAGGAAAUCGCUGAAAAAAUUGGACUUCAAAAGAUAGCUCAGAAGAAAGAGUCGAUUGGUAUUUGUUUCAUUGGUGACAGAACAUUUCAAUCGUUUAUUAGCGAAUAUAUUGAUGCCAAACCUGGCAACUUUGUUGACAUUGAAACAGGAAAAAUUGUUGGAAGUCAUCAAGGAAUACACAAUUGGACAGUAGGUCAACGUUGCAAUAUUGGUGGCGUCAUAAAGCCUUUCUUCGUUUAUCGAAAAGAACCAACAACGUCAACAAUUUAUGUUGCAAGUGGCACAGAUAAUCCUUUCCUUUGGACUGAUAUUUUCUACACAAAAGAUUCAUUUUGGAUUCGAAAUUCUCCUUUAACAUCAAAAAAUCUUCUAAAAUGUCAAUUUCGAUUUCAACAUACAAAACCAUUGACUGCUUGUACAGUCUACAAAGCAAAUGUGACUGGAGAUAAAUUGCUGAUUAAACUCGAAGAACCAUUGCGAAGCAUCACACCAGGACAAUAUGCUGUGUUCUAUCUUAAUAAUGAAUGUCUUGGCAGUUCAAGAAUUUUCAAUUCAGGACCAUCAGUCAACAUCCGGUGAUAACAAAAUAAAUGAAAUUUUGUAGAACGCAUUAGAUGUGGGCGGAGCUCACUACGCAAACAUAAAUUAUCCUUCGAGAUAGCGAAGCAAUUUUUCCAUUUGAAGAAAUAAAAAC